AUGAGACUCGACGCCGCCGUGCCGGUGCUGCCGCUCGCCGGCGUCGUGCCCUUUCCGCAGAGCCCGCACCCGUAUCUCGUUUCUGCUCCGGUCGGCGGCGCGGGUGGCAGGGCCGCCGCCUUUUACCAGCCCGCCUUCAGCCCAAUGGCGGACGUUGGUGUCAUCGCCGAGGUCUUGCCGUGCGGCGAGGGCGGCCUGCUCGAGUGCACCCCGCUCGACCGGGUGCGGCGGAUGUCCGAUGGCGCGCUCGACGUCGUCGCGGACACGCCGCUCGACGAGGCGGCGGCAGAGGAGGCGGCGCGCCUCCACGGAGAGCUGUGGACGCUGCUCGCCACGCUCCGGGGCGCGGACGCCGCGGAUGGACCCCUCACAUCCCUGAGGCCUGGCGCCGCUUCGCCAUCACACGCCUCUCUUGCGCUGGCUUCUUGUUGCGAGCUGGGCACGGCGGAGCAGCAGCGGCUGCUUGAGACGGUCGACACGGUCGAGAGGCUACGGUCGCUCGAGGUGGCACUCCGCGAGGCGGCCGGCGAGCCUGCACGGCUCACGAACUUGGUCGUGCGCGGCUCCCACUUUUCUGGCCGGCAGCCUACCAUUGUGUCGACCAUCGCAGGCGCAUGCACAUCAUCAUUUGCAGGCACGGUGUUCUCUACCGACUUUUGCGGAAUGAUGCGGGCUCUCUCAGCAUCAGACAGCUUUAGCGAGGGCGAUCCGGCCGCCUACAGCUCGCCGACGGCCGAGCAGCUCCUGCUCGAGCAUUGCCGACUCGUGGGGUGCCCGCGUGCAGCGGCGCUCAGGAGAGAGUGA
Messenger RNA from Emiliania huxleyi CCMP1516, 804 nucleotides. RefSeq lists its product as hypothetical. The transcript has 2 exons. The coding region runs from base 1 to 804 and encodes 267 amino acids. The record is from RefSeq and is a predicted model, not a curated record. NCBI's taxonomy places the organism in Eukaryota, Haptophyta, Isochrysidales, Noelaerhabdaceae.